AUGCACUCACACACAAAUUUAUAUACAGAAGACUUGAAAAGAGAGAGCUACAGCUAAAGAUUAAUUAAGCCAUGGAAAGCAAAAUGAGCUUCCUGGUUCUAUCUAAUUUUCUUCUUCUCUCUCUCCUUCUUCCUACUUCUUCUGCUCAACUUAGCAAGAACUUCUACAGCGGAACAUGCCCUAAUGUUGAAUCCAUAGUCCGUUCUGAAGUCCAGAAGAAGUUCCAGCAAACUUUUGUCACUGUUCCUGCAACUCUUCGCCUCUUCGCCCAUGACUGCUUUGUCAGGGGAUGUGAUGCUUCGUUGUUGCUAUCUUCGCCGAGUAACAAUGCGGAGAAAGACCACCCGGAUAAUCUUUCGCUCGCCGGAGAUGGUUUUGACACGGUGAUCAAGGCAAAGGCUGCCGUUGAUAGUGUUUCUCAAUGCAGGAACAAAGUUUCAUGUGCUGAUAUUCUGGCUCUUGCUACUAGAGAUGUUGUAUCUUUGGCAGGAGGACCAUUUUAUGAAGUGGAACUAGGGAGGCGUGACGGGAGAAUAUCAACAAAGGCAAGUGUUCAACACAAGCUGCCAAGUGCUGACUUCAAUUUAGACCAGCUCAAUUCUAUGUUCGCUUCACUUGGCCUUACCCAAACUGACAUGAUUGCUUUAUCAGGUGCACACACACUUGGAUUUUCUCAUUGCAACAGAUUCUCCAAAAGGAUAUACAACUUCAGUCCAAGAAACAAGAUUGAUCCAACACUCAAUCUUCAAUAUGCACUUCAGCUGAGGGAAAUGUGCCCUGUGAAAGUAGACCCAAGAAUUGCCAUUGACAUGGACCCAACCACACCUCAGAAAUUUGACAAUGCUUACUAUGGAAACCUCAUACAAGGAAAAGGGUUGUUCACUGCAGACCAGAUCCUGUUUUCUGACUCUAGAUCAAGACCCACUGUCAACCUUUUUGCUUCUAACAAUGCAGCUUUUCAGAAUGCUUUUGUCUCUGCCAUGACAAACCUUGGUAGAGUUGGUGUCUUGACUGGAAAUAAAGGUGAAAUCAGAACAGAUUGUACUCGUAUCAACUAGAAGAGAGUAGAAUUGCUUUAUUUUUUUUUUUUGGGUUCAUUUUUAGGGUAGAUUUUUUUUUUUUAUGCAUGUUUUCUUGAAUUUUAAAUAAUGAUUAUGGUUCCAUCUGAAGAGAGUACCAUUAUUAAUUUGUAAGUGGAAGCAAUAAAGUCUUUGAGCUUUAUUUCUUUUAAUAAAUUUAUUUAUUUUUAGUAUCAA
Molecule: messenger RNA, 1256 nt
Organism: Manihot esculenta (cassava)
Lineage: Eukaryota; Viridiplantae; Streptophyta; Magnoliopsida; Malpighiales; Euphorbiaceae
Product: peroxidase 16
Exons: 4
Coding region: 72-1058 (328 amino acids)
Biological process (GO): hydrogen peroxide catabolic process; response to oxidative stress
Molecular function (GO): peroxidase activity; heme binding
Source: RefSeq, a predicted model, not a curated record